GCCUCGGGCGGCGGGAAGAGGCGGCGGGAGAAUGGAGGUGCAGGAGAACAGCAGUGAGUCGGCAGACCCUGGGUCCCAGGAUCCUGCCCCGGCCCCUAGCAGGGCGCCUGGCAGCGCCGGCCACUACGAGCUGCCGUGGGUUGAGAAAUAUAGACCAGUAAAGUUGAAUGAAAUUGUCGGGAAUGAAGAUACUGUAAGCAGACUGGAGGUCUUUGCACGAGAAGGGAAUGUGCCCAAUAUUAUCAUUGCUGGCCCCCCAGGAACUGGCAAAACUACUAGCAUCCUGUGUUUGGCACGAGCCCUUCUGGGUCCAGCUCUCAAGGAUGCUGUGUUGGAACUCAAUGCCUCAAAUGACAGGGGCAUCGACGUCGUGAGGAACAAAAUCAAAAUGUUCGCCCAGCAGAAAGUCACCCUCCCCAAAGGGCGGCACAAGAUCAUCAUCCUGGAUGAAGCAGACAGCAUGACUGAUGGAGCCCAGCAAGCCUUGAGGAGAACCAUGGAAAUCUACUCCAAAACGACUCGCUUUGCUCUUGCUUGCAAUGCUUCGGAUAAAAUCAUAGAGCCCAUCCAGUCCCGGUGCGCAGUCCUCCGCUACACAAAGCUGACCGACGCCCAGAUCCUCGCGAGGUUACUGACCGUGAUCGAGAAGGAGAAAGUGCAGUACACUGAUGACGGUCUGGAAGCCAUUAUCUUCACCGCCCAGGGAGACAUGAGGCAGGCAUUGAACAACUUGCAGUCUACUUUCUCGGGAUUCGGCUUCAUCAACAGCGAGAAUGUGUUCAAGGUCUGCGACGAGCCGCACCCUCUGCUGGUGAAGGAGAUGAUCCAGCACUGUGUGAAUGCCAAUAUCGACGAAGCUUACAAGAUUCUCGCCCACCUGUGGCAUCUGGGCUAUUCACCAGAAGACAUCAUUGGCAACAUUUUUCGAGUGUGCAAAACCUUCCAAAUGGCAGAAUACUUGAAACUGGAGUUCAUUAAGGAAAUUGGAUACACUCACAUGAAGAUAGCAGAAGGUGUGAACUCCCUUCUGCAGAUGUCAGGGCUGCUGGCCCGGCUGUGUCAGAAGACAAUGGCCCCGGUGGCCAGUUAGAGUGGACUCAUUGGGCAGGUUAUGAGAGUCCCUGAAGGACAGCAGUCCCGGGGUUCUGCCUUAGAAGAAAAUGCUGCCCAGGCUGCCAUGGAACUCACCUUUCUUUCGUGCGGCACGGCCUUCCUGGUGCCCCCGCACACCCGCAGAGCAUCUGUGUUCAGCCCCAGGCUCAGGAACGUGGUGGCGGGAAAGGCCCCAGAGAACCUCCAGGGCAUGUCACCCAGUCUGGGCAUAUGUUGGCAUUUUAGCUAAUAAAACCACACAACGUUGUCGUUGAUGGUGUGGCAAUGCACGGCUGCAAAGAAA
Phyllostomus discolor (pale spear-nosed bat) is the source of this 1396-nucleotide messenger RNA. It is a transcript of the gene RFC2, whose product is annotated as replication factor C subunit 2. Gene Ontology annotation, cellular component: nucleus; DNA replication factor C complex. The record is from RefSeq and is a predicted model, not a curated record. The transcript is spliced from 11 exons. The coding region runs from base 32 to 1090 and encodes 352 amino acids. Gene Ontology annotation, biological process: DNA-templated DNA replication; DNA repair. Lineage: Eukaryota; Metazoa; Chordata; Mammalia; Chiroptera; Phyllostomidae. Gene Ontology annotation, molecular function: DNA binding; ATP hydrolysis activity; DNA clamp loader activity.